Messenger RNA from Aureobasidium musti, 2184 nucleotides. The record is from the annotation of a GenBank genome assembly. NCBI's taxonomy places the organism in Eukaryota, Fungi, Ascomycota, Dothideomycetes, Dothideales, Saccotheciaceae.
AUGACAGUCAAAGCCCAAAAGUUUACACCAGAGGUCUUGCUCUCGGCCCCACGCCGCUCAGCUGGUGUACCUAAUAAAGAUGGCAGCUCCGUGCUCUACACCACGAGCACGUACUCCUUUGACUCACACACUAAGACCGUCGAGUUGAGGAGCCUGGACACAAGGUCAAAUGAGAGCACAUUGCUGGUCCAGGAUAACAGCGUUAGCGAGCCUGUCUGGUUGUCUGGUGAGAAGGAUGUCUUUGCCUGCCUCAAGGGCGAGGACAAGGGCAAGACUUCUAUUCUCAUUGCAACGACCAAGUCUACCUCUGAUUGGAAAGAUUCUACAUAUACCGCUGGUUCGAUUGAUGCUCCUGCUGGUAGCUUGAAGAUUGCACAAUUGUCUGACUCCUGUUACGCGGUUGUUCUGGCCGCUCAAUGCUGUCCGGACGGUUCUCUGUAUAACUCGGAAACAGCUCCUAAAACUCACUCGACUGGAAAACUCUACAAAAGCCUCUUUGUGAGACAUUGGGACGACUAUGUUACUCCUCAAAAGAAUACUCUGUGGUAUGCUACUCUGACCAAGGCCAAGGAUGGCAAGUUCGAAUUGAGCAAGUGGGUCAACGCCCUCAAGGGAGCUGCUGGUCUUGAGAGUCCAAUCCCUCCUUUCGGAGGUACAGACAGUUUCGACGUCAGCAAGUCCGGAAUCAUCUUUGUUUCCAAGGACCCAAAGACCAACCCUGCACUGAGUACCAAGUGCAAUGUGUACUAUAUCGAGCUUCGCAGCUUCACUGAGGAACCCGCGCCGAAGCCUUUCGAGUAUACGAUUCAGGACUUCAAGGGUGCUAGUUCUUCCCCUGUCUUUUCUCCCGAUGGCAAGAAAGCCGUCUUCCUGAGCUUGUACACUGCUGGGUACGAAAGCGACAAGUCUCAGAUCUUCUUGAUCGAGGACUUGAAGAAGAACUCGGUUCAACGUCUGUUCGACCAAAAGAAAGAGGGCAGUCUAGACAAAAGCCCACAGAACCUCGUAUUCAGCUGCGACGGUGAGACGUUGUACUUCUCUGCAGAAGACCAAGGAUAUGGUCGCCUGUUUGCAUUAACUUCGGAUCCUACUAAUGGUCAAGUAUUGCGUCCGCUUACAAACACUGGUUAUGUCUCUGAUGUCUGCCCUCUGGAGUCAGGGGAUGUAUUCUACACCAGCAGCUCGCUCGUCGACUACUCAUCGUACAGCAUCAUCGGAACUUCCCAGGCUGAGGCUCAAACUGCGAAGUGGACACACUCGUCAUCUAAAGGUGGUUCUUCCCUUGGUCUGAGAGCCUCUCAAGUCUCUUCGAUCCAUACACCCGCUUCAGACCCGACAGUGAACAAGACUGUGCAUUCUUGGGUAUACAAACCGUCCAACUUUGAAGAAGGCAAGAAGUAUCCGCUUGCUCUCUUAAUCCAUGGUGGGCCUCAAGGAUCUUGGGGAGAUUCUUGGAAUGUGGUUAUCACACCAAACGUUACUGGUUCAACAGGCUAUGGUCAGGCUUUCACAGAUGCGAUCAGAAAAGACUGGGGAGGACGACCAUACAACGAUCUCGUCAACGUCAUGGACUGGGUUGAGAAGCACAUGCCAGAGGUUGACAUGACAAGAGCAGUAGCUCUCGGUGCCAGCUAUGGUGGAUACAUGGUUAACUGGCUCAAUGGACAUGAUCUUGGACGCAGAUUCAAAGCACUCGUCUGCCACGACGGCAUUUUCUCCUUCGCUGGCGGCCUCCUCGCAACUGAAGAGUUGUUCUUCGCGAUGCACGCAAGUCUCUCUCAUCUUGACUUGGGCGGUACACCUUGGUACUCUCCAUCUGGAAACAAAACCGCCGACGAGGCCAAAGAGACAUUCGGGCAGACCUCGUUAGAUGCCUGGAUCAAGAACGAUCCCAGUCGCUACCUCGAUCACUGGCAGACACCUCAGUUGGUUAUUCACAACGAGAAAGACUAUCGUUUGUGUAUCUCCGAAGGACUCGCCGCUUUUAACGAUGAGAAUCACUGGGUGCUUAAGCCAGAGAACAGUUUGGUCUGGCACAAAGUUGUGUUGAACUGGAUCAACAAGUAUGCCGGUCUCCCGCCGUAUUGCAACGAUGACGAGGAGAGUGAGGACUUCUUCGGAGGGUUCAAGGAGGACAAGGCAGAACUUGUUGAAAUGGCAGGCAUGGGCAAGCCCGAGACUUGA